Messenger RNA from Aspergillus nidulans FGSC A4, 1011 nucleotides. RefSeq lists its product as uncharacterized. The coding region runs from base 1 to 1011 and encodes 336 amino acids. The record is from RefSeq and is a predicted model, not a curated record. NCBI's taxonomy places the organism in Eukaryota, Fungi, Ascomycota, Eurotiomycetes, Eurotiales, Aspergillaceae. The transcript has a single exon.
AUGACAUUGUGGGUACUAACCGUCGCACUGUCCCCAGCUGCUGACCCUCGAAGUGCCUCAUUUAGCACCUCUAUCCUCUACGACGAAAAAACGGACACACAAGAAGCAGUUGAGACUGCGGAUCCCGGUCGAGGAGAUCAUCCUGAUGACUUUUAUGACUCAAAGUCCAACGACCGCUCGAGCUAUCCGCACGCCAUUCACGAAAUCGCCAAACGCGAUCCACUGUCCAAACCUCCCAACAAGACUUCUGGCCAGGGUAAACCAUCCAAUGACACGAAGUCUGACCCAGCUUUGAACCAUACAGCAAGUGAAAGUGACUUGGUCAAGGAUUGGAAAUAUGAGAAAGCCUCGAUCGCCGCGUCGAGCAUUUUCGCUGUGGUAGCUCUCGCUGCAAUCGCUCUACUGGGCUGGAAGAUCGUCAAGAAGGUCCGCACGCGCCAGAGACGAAAGAAGGGAGCAGACGAUGACUCACUGGACGAGAGAAGAGCAAGAAGAGAGGCUAUGAUGUUCAGCAAAAGCCACUCAGCCGGCUCCUACAUGGUCGAGGAAGAGAAGGAUGGCAAAGUCAUCCGCGUUUUCUGCACAAGUCGCAACAAAUUUCGCACUACGACGCCUCGUACCUCUACCGUCGGUGAUCCCCUGGAGCAAAUCAAUUCUACUCUGAGCAUGAAAGCAGAAGCUACACGUCACAUGAAGGGCUUGGAUAAUUCUAAAAGAGGACGUCGCGGCUCUAUCCCGAAGCAGAUUGUGGUUGUAUCGUCUCCAUUGCAACCGGCUGUCUCACGAACCGCCGUUCCUGAUUCCCAAUUACCUGACCCCGUCACAGAUGCGAGUAGUAGGAGCAGUGAGCUAGGAACCGAAUGUCCCCGAACACCAGCGCACUCAUUAGCCACAGACGUGGAUCAAGACCGAGAAAUUGAAGCUGAAAUUUCGUCAGUUCGCAGCUACAGAAGGUCACUACUUCGUCUGCCGUCAAUCAAAAAAUCCAUCUCUCCUUUUUGCAAGUUUUGA